UGAAGAACGGAUAAAGGCGCUACUAUUUCGGUUUCCUGCGCGCGGAGAGCAGACCUUGUGACCUCAACCGGUUUUCAUAUUUUUUUCUACCCUUUUUCUUCAAAUCGUUUGAAAAAAGAAAAAUGGAAGACGACGAACUUCAGGCAAUCCGUGCCAAGCGCAUGGCUGAACUACAAGCUCAAGGUGGCAGCUCGGCUGGUCGUGGCGGUUUCCCUGGUGGGAGCGGCUCGCCCGCUGGCGGUAGUGGUGGUGGUUCUGGCGCAUCAGGCCAAGAAGAUGCCGAAAAGAAACAACAAGUGGAAGACAUGCGUCGUAACAUGCUAUACCAGAUUUUGGACAACAACGCCCGUGAACGCCUCGCCCGUAUCAACAUGGUCAAGGCAGACAAGGCGCGUGCAGUGGAAGAUCUAUUGAUCAAAUUGGCACAGAGUAACCAACUACGGAACAAGGUCUCGGAACAGCAACUGAUUGAUCUUCUUGGUCAAAUCAACCAACAGGAACCUAGUGCAUCACAAACAAAGAUUGUCUACAACCGACGACGCUUCGAUGAUGAUUCGGAUGAUGAGUACGAUCUCUAAGAAAGAAAGAAAGAAAGAAAAAAGUAUACAAUAUAAAAGGGAGGGGUGGAUGACGUUUCUGUCUAAUUAUACAUAUAUCGUGUAAUAUCUGGC
Molecule: messenger RNA, 671 nt
Organism: Zychaea mexicana
Lineage: Eukaryota; Fungi; Mucoromycota; Mucoromycetes; Mucorales; Lichtheimiaceae
Product: PDCD5-related protein
Exons: 5
Coding region: 123-578 (151 amino acids)
Cellular component (GO): nucleus; cytosol
Molecular function (GO): DNA binding
Source: RefSeq, a predicted model, not a curated record